Molecule: messenger RNA, 2206 nt
Organism: Sesamum indicum (sesame)
Lineage: Eukaryota; Viridiplantae; Streptophyta; Magnoliopsida; Lamiales; Pedaliaceae
Product: galactoside 2-alpha-L-fucosyltransferase-like
Biological process (GO): xyloglucan biosynthetic process; cell wall biogenesis
Cellular component (GO): Golgi apparatus; membrane
Molecular function (GO): galactoside 2-alpha-L-fucosyltransferase activity
Source: RefSeq, a predicted model, not a curated record
AAAAGGAAAAACCUAAAACCCCACAACAAAUACACACACACAACUCACACUAGCAACUGAAGUGAAACCACCUUUGCAGUUCAUCAGAAUUACACUUACACUCUCUACCUCCAGAGAUCGUCGUACGACAGCAUUGAUUUUUUUAUCUAACCAUCAUCCAUCGCAUUGUAUCAAGAACCCCGAUGACAAAACAUCAUCUUCUGUGAUAUGUUACUGAGGAUGAAGAGGUUCAACAAGGCUGCGACUGAUUCCAGUGGAGGCCAACCCACGACGGCCGGCGAUCAUGGGAACGACGCCGUGGCGAGGGGUCUGGAGUGCAAAUGGGGUUUGAGUCUUAUGAAAUUGAUGGGUGUUUUCCUAGUUACUGUAAUGGGUUUCUCUGGUUUGUUCUCAGUAUCUGUUGUGCUGAGGGACCCGCCUUUGGAUGUGCUUUGGACCGUCGUUGAAGCCAGGGAUCUUGAUCAUAGGGUUCGAAAAGCCAUACUACCAGAAGAUGAUCCUGCUCAGCCUGUUCAGGUGCCUAAAGAUAAGAUUCUUGGUGACAUUCUCCCGACUGGAUUUGAUGAAAAAUCUUGCCUUAGUAGGUAUCAGUCACUCUUAUAUCGCCGAGGAGUUCCGCGAAAAGCUUCCCCCCACCUCAUAUCCAAGUUACGAAGCUAUGAAGCGCUGCAUAAGAAAUGUGGACCCUACACAGCUUUGUACAAUAAAACCAUGGAAGAUCUUAAAUCGGGCAGAUACUCGAGCAUAUCUGACUGUAAAUACCUUGUUUGGAUAUCCUUUAGUGGUCUGGGGAACAGGAUUUUGACACUUGCUUCAGCUUUCCUUUAUGCUCUUCUCACUGACCGGGUCCUUCUUGUUGAUCCUGGAAUUGACAUUCCAGAUCUUUUCUGCGAGCCAUUUCCAGAUGUCUCUUGGUUGCUUCCCUUGGAUUUCCCACUGACUAGCCAGUUUAAUGGCUUUAACCAGAAAUCACGACAGAGUUAUGGGAAUUUGCUGAAGAGCAAGUCCGUAGGUAAUAUAACUGGUUCAGCACCACAACCGUAUGUCUAUCUCCAUCUGGUUCAUGAUUAUGACGACCACGAUAAACUUUUCUUCUGCGAUCAAGAUCAAUCAUAUCUGCAGAAGAUACCAUGGCUGAUAAUGAAGACUGAUAACUAUUUCAUCCCCUCCCUAUUUUUGAUCCAUUCGUUUGAGCAAGAGUUGCAUAAUCUUUUCCCGGAUAAGGAAACUGUUUUCCACCUCUUGGGGCGGUAUCUGUUCCAUCCUACAAAUUCAGUGUGGGGGCUUAUAAGCAGAUACUAUGAAGCUUAUUUAUCUAAGGCUGAUGUAAAAGUUGGAAUCCAAAUAAGGGUAUUUGAUACAGAAACUGGUCCAUUUAAACAUGUCCUGGAUCAGAUUUUAUCUUGUACCAUGAAGGAAGGUAUACUACCACAAAUUAAUGAGCAGGAACCAAUCAUUAAGCCUUCUGGAAAGCAGAAGACUGUAUCUGUCCUGAUGACGUCUUUAAGCGGCGGUUACUUUGAGGAAGUUAGAGACUUGUACUGGGAACAUCCAACUGUGACAGGAGAUGUGAUUGAAGUUUACCAGCCAAGUCAUGAAGGCCAUCAACAAACCGAGAAGCAAAAUCACAAUAGAAAGGCAUGGGCAGAAAUGUAUCUACUUAGCUUAACGGAUAAACUGGUAACAAGUUCUUGGUCGACUUUUGGUUAUGUGGCUCAAGGUCUUGGAAACCUGAAGCCAUGGAUACUCUACAAGCCUGAAAAUCGGACGGCACCAGACCCACCAUGUCAGCGUGCAGCGUCGAUGGAGCCAUGCUUCCAUGCUCCUCCUUUCUAUGAUUGCAAGUUGAGGAGAGGUAUGGAUACAGGUGCUCUUGUUCCUCAUGUUAAGCAUUGUGAGGAUAUGAGCUGGGGUCUUAAGCUGGUUGAAACAAUGUAGUAAACUCUGAACCAUUAAUGCUUGCUUUUUCCCCCACUCGGGUAAAGGUCAUACAUUCUUCGUAAGUAUCCAAAAAUGAUCAAACAUACUAGGCUGUCUGUGGCGUACAUGUUUCGUCUUUAUCAAGGCUUUGGCCCACAAGUGGUUAUAAUGGACAUUGUCUGGAGGGUCCAACUGUUGUAGAAUUCUUCCAUUGUAAUAUAUCUUUAAGAAUCCGUUGCUUCAUAAUUAAUUUUUUUAAACAAAUUUAACCUUCUAUGACUAGAAA